AUGACUUCAGCCGUCCCGACAAAGAUAGUCUUGAAAAGUACAACCAGAAUGUCCCUGAGUGACAGGUUCUCCACUAUCGCACCAACUGUUCAGAACAUCCGAGCACAAAUGGCUAUGGAACAUCAAGUAUCUGCAGCAAAUCAACGACUCGCUCAACAGCUGGCUCGCCGUCCGGCUAUUCUUGCUACUCCACCAAAUAUGUUCAUUCCACAGCAGCGUGGAGCUGGUGGAAGGCGGGGGAACUUUAAUGCAGCCGUCAUCAAGCCAAACGUACAACAAAGGUUAGGGAAGUCCAACGUUAAGAACCGACUUUCGCUGCCCGGAGGUCAACCUAUUAGAGGCAGGGGAAGAGGGCGAGGAAGGGGAGGUAAUAUUUCACAGCCAGCUGAGCUUGGAGACCAUCACUGGGUGAAUCCAAACCUGAGGGGCAGAGGAAACUUUAACCCAAGAGAAGGCCCCAGAGGCAGGGGUGCAUUCAGAGGCAGAGGAAGGGGAGCUUUCAACAGGUUCAGUGAACAGAACACACCGACAGCCCAGACAGCCAGCACAAGAGGCAACUCAAGGGGCAGUAGACCCGGAGGCAGACGUGGCCGAGGAGCUGGCAGGGGGAACAAAUCUAAUGUGUCUGUAGCAGAUCUUGACAACCAGUUGGAUGCGUACAUGGCCAAGGCAAAAACACAUCUUGAUUCCGAACUUGAAGCUUACAUGUCUGAAGUUUCAAAAUGA
This is a messenger RNA of Candidula unifasciata, 726 nucleotides long. The record is from the annotation of a GenBank genome assembly. Lineage: Eukaryota; Metazoa; Mollusca; Gastropoda; Stylommatophora; Geomitridae.